AUGAGCAGCAAACAGGAUGUAGAUCUUUAUGAAAUCCUAGGAGUUAACAGACGAGCUGGCAUCAAGGAGAUCACCAAAGCUUAUCGAAUUUUGGCGCUGAAGUACCAUCCAGAUAAGUUUUUAACAAACUUCAAGAAAUCUGGUGAUGCUAAGGAUUCAAAGGAUGCUACGAAUCAAGAGCAGAAUGGUGUGGCUGUGUCAUCUGAAGUUGUGAUAGGUAGUGGAAACACAGCUAAAACGGAGAAUCAGAAUAACGGAAAUGGUGUAAAUUCCGGAAAUUCUGAAAAUGCUGAGAAGGCUGAACAGUCUGAAAAGAUUGAAAAGGUUGAAAAGGCUGAAAAGGUUGAAAAGGCUGAACAGUCUGAAAAUUCUGGAAAUUCAGAAAAUUCUGGAAACUUAGAAAAUGCUGGAAACUCAGAAAAUUUUGGAAACUCAGAAAUUUCUGAAAAUUCAGAAAGUGCUGAACGUUCUAGAAUUCCUGAAGAUUGUCCGACUCCUGAAAAUACACCUAACUCUGAAAAUUCUGUAAAUGUUGCAAAUUCAGAAUUUGCUGAGAAUCACGUAGUUGUUGUUGAAGAGUUGAAGGAUCAAGAAAGGAAUCAAGAAGAAGGUAGCACAAACUGUAGUAAUGUCGCUGAAGAAGAGAUGACAUUAGAGAAAUGUAAGGAAAUGUUCUUACAAAUACAGAAGGCAUACGAAAUAUUGAAGAAUCCUGUAUUAAGAGAGAAUUAUGAUUUUUAUGGUUUAGAUAAGGACUUGGAUGAAUUCCAAACUUAUUAUGAACCAAGAUUAUUUCAUUCUCGUAUUAAUGUCAAGGACAUUCAGAAAUAUGAGAGUUUUUACAAAGGUAGUGCUGAAGAGAAAGAAGACUUGAUGUAUUUCUAUGAAAGGUUUCAUGGUGAUUUGAACAAUAUAUUGGAAUUUAUACCUUUUAGCGAAUCUACAGAUUUAAAUCGUUUUAUUGGUAUAUUUGAGAAAUCUUUUGCUGAUGGAGAAAUCGUUAAGACAGAACAAUAUGAGAAAUCAUUAGAAAAUGUCGAAAAAAUCAUAGGCAAAUACGAAAGUCUCCUAAAGAAAGAACAAUCUGAAAUAUCCAAAAAUGACGAUAAGAAAAAAUCCAAAAGAAAAAAACAAGAUUCACUUGAAGAAUUAAUUGUUGCCAUCAGAAAUAACGAAGAAAGAAGAAAUCUCAAAAUUACCAAUCUCUUAACUAAUAUUGAAAUGAAAAACAAAAAUAAAAAUAAGAGAAGAAAAAAAGAAGAUUUCCCAACAGAAGAAGAAUUGAAUAAAAUCAAAAAAAAAUUAGAGGAAAAUAAAAAGAGAAAUGAACAAGCUAGAGGAAAAAAAUAA
Plasmodium reichenowi is the source of this 1350-nucleotide messenger RNA. RefSeq names its product DnaJ protein, putative. The coding region runs from base 1 to 1350 and encodes 449 amino acids. The transcript has a single exon. Lineage: Eukaryota; Apicomplexa; Aconoidasida; Haemosporida; Plasmodiidae. The record is from RefSeq and is a predicted model, not a curated record.